AUGGCCGAUACAGCAACCAGAGCAGCCGAGACUCUCCGCUCAAAGCAGAAACCUUUGAAAGACAAAUACCGAUCCGACCCUUCUUCCGCUCUCGUUACCUUGUCCUCCAGUGGCACUCUUGACCCUACCUCAACCAGCCUAACAUGUUCCCUUUCGUCGAGCACCGCUGCGCGAAAAGUUGCUGGUCUACAUCGAGCUGCAGGUGGGGAAGGAUUUGAUGCCUCGGGCGAAUUGUGCUCGGGAGACAUGCUGCUCGAAUCGCUGGUGGCUUGCUUUGGUGUCACGGUUCGCGCCGUGGCUACGAGUCUAGGCAUUCCUAUCAACAAUGGAACAAUUACAGCAGAAGGAGAUCUCGACUUUCGCGGCACCAUGGGCAUCAAGGACCCUGAGGGCAAUCCUGUGCCGGUUGGAUUCACGACCAUCAGGCUGAUUGUGCGGCUCGAUGUUGACCAGGAGAACAAGUCCAAGGUGGACAAGCUUGUCGAGCUGAGUGAGAGGUACUGCGUGGUUUUGCAAACGAUAAAAGGAGGCGUCCGUGUCGAAACCAAACUGGGGCACGUAGGGGACGUGGCCCCCAAUGCACGAAAGGAUGAAGACGACGCUGUCGAUCAAGGCAAGGGGGAAGGCAUGUCGGACAUUCCGCCCAAUGAAAAUGUCCUCAAGGUGAACUGA
Molecule: messenger RNA, 672 nt
Organism: Fonsecaea nubica
Lineage: Eukaryota; Fungi; Ascomycota; Eurotiomycetes; Chaetothyriales; Herpotrichiellaceae
Exons: 1
Coding region: 1-672 (223 amino acids)
Source: RefSeq, a predicted model, not a curated record